Molecule: messenger RNA, 1387 nt
Organism: Corylus avellana
Lineage: Eukaryota; Viridiplantae; Streptophyta; Magnoliopsida; Fagales; Betulaceae
Source: RefSeq, a predicted model, not a curated record
AACCCUACAACUACAAGCUUGGAAAAAUAAUUUAACUUUGAAUCAACCCAUCCGUGCGAAGAUGAAAUAAAGGGCUGGGGAGGGGAGUAACAUAGGAUACGACACCCAUAUCUUUCUCUCUUCCAAAAAGAAAAACUCUCAUAGCAGUUGUGAUACAGAGAGACAGAGAGGGAGAGAGAGUGAGAGAAGGAGGUAACUUUUUUCAAUAUCAGAGAAAGGGUGAGAGAGAGAGAAGGGUGGGUGAGAAUGAAGCUAUCCACAAAACCCAUAUCGAGUCCGGGUCGGACCGACAAGUUCCCGCCGCCAUUGAUGAGGUUUCUGAGGAGCAAUGUGGGGAGCAGAAGCAGAGGCAGGUCACGUACAAGCCCGAUGUUUGUUAGGAAAAAGAACGCCGCCAUUGAAACACAAGAACCCUCUUCUCCGAAAGUCACAUGCAUGGGCCAAGUGCGCGUAAAGCGCUCCUCCAAACAAGCGGCUACAGCCGGACCCGGUCGGCCCUGUCGGGCCGGAGCCCCGACAAAAGGCUGGUGCAAGUGGCUCCGGAAUGCCCUGUUCUGCCACCAUAUCGCCCGGAAGAUCAAGUCCAAGUCGUGCCGACCCGCUUGGCGCAAGUGCGUGUUGUUUUUCAAGGUGGGGUUUCGACGAAAAGCCAAAAUUCGAGAACAUUCACCGAAGGUGGAGGAGCAGAAAUUUGGGAAUAAUAGUGAAUUGUCAGAGCAAGCGGACGAAGAAGAUGAGAAAGAAGCAGCGAAGGUGUUUGUGUGUGAUUCUUCUUCACCACCAAAGAACGCUUUGUUGUUGACUAGGUGUAGAUCUGCUCCUUACAGAUCUUCAUCUUUAGCCAGUAGAUUCUGGGGUUCACCGCUCAUGGCGGAAGAAACACAGAGAGCAGAGCAGGAAAACAGAGAGGAGCACGCAGAGACUGAGAAACCGACUUUGGAUCAAGAAUCGAGAAUAGGUCCUGAGACGGAGGGAAAGUUGGAUUUUUUGAAAGAAUUUGAAGGUCGUCCAAUUACAGAACGAUUCCUCAAAUCCGAAAAUCUCGAACAAUUGAAAGCAGGGGAAGCAGUAGACUCUGUACAGCCUCUCAUACUCACAAGGUGUAAAUCAGAACCAGCAAGAACUGCAGAGAAGCUCUACGCAGAUAUGAAUUUCUGGAAACAGAGCAGGUUGGGACUCACUGAUUCACACUCCCCGUAUGUUUUGUGAUUAAUUAAUUACUAUUUUUUUUUUAAUCUUCUUUUAUUUGGGUAACUCAAUUAUAUUGCCUAUUUUUCUUUUUUUCUUUCUUUAUAUACAAUUACAUGUUGGGCUGUACGAGAGAAUCUGUAUGGCGCUUUCUUUCCUUGGUAGUUGAUAGUAAUAUAAAAGGGUUAAGUUGUUCGUA